Messenger RNA from Spirometra erinaceieuropaei, 360 nucleotides. The record is from the annotation of a GenBank genome assembly. Lineage: Eukaryota; Metazoa; Platyhelminthes; Cestoda; Diphyllobothriidea; Diphyllobothriidae.
AUGGGAAAGAGAGACUCGGAAAUCACAAACGCCGCGGAACAUCAACCUCAACACCCCAUCACUUCCAAAGUGACCAUGCUGUCACCGGAUAUUACGCGCGGGGUCGGCCUCGUGGUACAUUUUCGGGCCAAACACAAUAGCGACACGACAACCACAAACGCCUCCACCGUCACUCCUUUUGCAACUACUGCGACAACCGCCAACGGUGAACAAACUUCCGACGUCCCGCCGCCACUGGCACACGUUAACACCUCCAUCAUUACGGCCACAACGCCCGUGACUAUGACUAAGACCAAGCCCAUUCCCACCACCGAUGAGAACACGACCGAGCCCUCACUAACGGCCGCCAACACUCAUUAA